AUGGCUAUCAUGGAACACGUGAUGUCAAUAAUAUCGCGGAUCGGUAGGAUACUGGAGUGCAACGGGCCGGUAGAUGUGGGCGAGGUAUUUAUCAAAGUGACGUCACCAUGGCUGUAUGAACUCAAUGUGCCUUAUGUUGUGGCUCUGGGAGUUAUUGUGCAGUACUUGAAUAUAGUAGCGACGGCUACUUGGAACUACGCAGAUAUUUUCAUUGUAAACAUGAGUUUGUACCUCACUUCAAUUUUGCAACAGAUUAACAAGAAAAUUGCGGCUACAGCUAGUAAGAACUACGUCCCCGCUUCAAAAUGGGGUGAGUUAAGGGAGGACUACACUCGAGCUACGAAUUUAGUAAAACGAUUUGAUGACGUACUGAGCGGGAUUGUGUUGAUAUCAUUCGCUAACGACCUCUUCUUCAUAUGCAUGCAGCUUUAUAAUAUACUAUCGAAUAGUGUAAGAACUACGCAAGUCCUUACUAAAAUGUGCCCCGCAUACGAAAAUAGUUACACCCGAUACUACAUAUACCCAGCUUACCUCACGUAUUCGUCAGUGUAUCUGUUCGUUCGGUUCCUGUCUGUGGCACUAGUGGCUGCACGCAUACAUUCAGCCUCUAUGGUACCGGGGCCCAUCCUGUUUGCUGUGCCUACAACGUCAUACUGCAAAGAGGUUGAAAGGUUUCAGAACCAAAUCAAUGAUGGUGUCGUGGUUGCGUUCAGUGGACUACAUUUCUUUUAUAUUACUAGAGAUUUAGUUCUUACGAUCGCAGGAACAAUAGUGACAUACGAACUGGUACUUCUACAAUUUAGCACUGAUGAUGGAAAAUCCUAA
Messenger RNA from Spodoptera litura, 825 nucleotides. The record is from RefSeq and is a predicted model, not a curated record. Lineage: Eukaryota; Metazoa; Arthropoda; Insecta; Lepidoptera; Noctuidae.